AUGCGUUCGGAUUGUGGACGAAAUUAUAUAGGAGCGAGUAACUAUAUUAGAGAGCUUGAUUCAUUCCUGUCCCAAAAGCAUGAUGAUCUUGCUUCACAACUAGCCCGCAAGAAUAUAAAUUGGGAAUUUGACCCACCGGCCUGUCCUUAUUGGGGAGGAUUGUUUGAAGCAGCCGUUAAGUCUGCCAAGACGCACCUUAAACGAGUAAUCGGUGAAAAUCCCCUUACCUUUGAAGAAUUGACCACUGUAUUUGCAAAAAUUGAGCCUGUACUUAACUCUCGGCCUUUGUGUUCCUUAUCUCAAGAUCCCAAUGAUCUUGAAGUGUUAACCCCUGGUCACUUUCUCAUUGGUCAACCCCUUACUGCGUUACCCGAGUACCCAUUGAGAGACGAGAAGCAGCAUCGCAUUUCACGCUUUCACUUAUUGCAACAAAUUACUCAACAUUUUUGGUCGCGGUGGCAUUCAGAGUACCUAUCAACCCUUCAAACUCGUAAUAAGUGGACUUCUCCUAUGAAUCCUCCUAAUGUUGAUGAAUUGGUUUUGAUAAAGGAUGACAACCUCCCUCCUUUGGAGUGGCGCCGCGGACGUAUAGUACAGUUAUUUCUUGGUCAAGACGGUGUAAUUCGAGUAGUCGAGGUCAAAACCUCUACUGGUUCCUUAAAACGUUCUCUUACAAAACUGAUACGCCUCCCUAUUGAGUAA
Molecule: messenger RNA, 702 nt
Organism: Achroia grisella
Lineage: Eukaryota; Metazoa; Arthropoda; Insecta; Lepidoptera; Pyralidae
Exons: 1
Coding region: 1-702 (233 amino acids)
Molecular function (GO): nucleic acid binding
Source: RefSeq, a predicted model, not a curated record